AUGAUCGCCUCGACCUCUCGCACAGCUGUGCGAAUCCUCGCACGCAGUCCCGCUGCUCGUAUCGCGUCCUUGCGAUCCUCACCCCCAUCGGCCUGCCGGAGAAUCCAAACACACGAGCAUCGACACGAGCCCCAAUCGCAGCAUGGCCCUCCUCCUGGGGGCGAAGCGCCAACGCAGUCCGGCCUGAGCAUGUACGGCAUCGUCGUUGCCUCCGUCCUCAUCGUAGCUGUCACACCCAAGCUCCUUCAUCUUUACACCGAAAUCACGGGCGACGGGCCAAGCUCAUCGGUACCGCUCAAGCUCGAGCCGCACACGCACCGACCGCUCCCCCUCGUCUCCUCCACCUAUUACCCGGACCCGAGCACCGCUUCGGCGCACAAGCUGCUCCAAAUCGGUCUGCCUUCCUCCACCUCCAGCAGUGUCGGUAUCUCCGACGUGAAGCGGGCACUCCGCAUCCGCAGCGUCUACAUCAAAGAGCCAUCUUUGGUCAUCGAACGAGCCUACACGCCGCUGUACGAUACACUGCCUGGCUCGCACUCGGCCGCGCUGGUCGGGACGGCGACCGCGAAGGAGCCUCGGGUAUUGGAUUUGAUCGUGAAGCGAUAUCCUGACGGUGAGCUGGGCAAGAUGCUGCAUCGCGCGGUGGCCAAUCCGACCAUGCCGCAGUUGGAGGUGAGGGGGCCGGUGGAUACGUGGUCUUUCGAACGGGACUCGGCGGAGACGGGCGGUGUGCCGGAGAGGAUCGUCAUGGUGGUCGGUGGGACAGGGAUCACGCCUGCUUAUCAGCUGUUGACGAAUCUCUUCGGUAGGCCGGGCAAGACAGCGCAGGCCAGAAUGAAGGGUGCACCCAGAAUCGAGGUGUUGUAUGCGACACAGGAUCUGGAGAACGUUCUGCUGCUGCCCCAGCUUCAUGCAUCGGUAGAGGCGAAUCGGGACAAGGUGAGCGUCCAGCUCUUUGCAGAGCGGGUGGCGUCCCCGUCUUCCCUUUCACCAGGCGCGCGGUCAGCUCUGGGCAAAGGGCUCGUCGUUUCGCCUUCCGCAAAGGCUGGCGGUCGAUCCUGGAUCCCCUUCUUCAGCUCCAAGGCCUCGAGUCUGGAACCCAAACUCGAACUCACCUCCGUUUCAUCGCCAACAACCACCAUCCCAGUCUUCGAAUCACGCAUCACACAACAGCACCUCGAAAAGGUCCUCACCCCGACCGCUGAUGGUCGGACCCUGAUCCUCGUCAGCGGACCCGACGGCAUGGUCUCCGCUAUGGCAGGACCCAGAUCGCGCGACGGUCAAACACAAGGUCGUCUCACCGGCAUCCUCGCCUCCCUCAACUGUCGACACGAAGACGUGUUCAAGCUGUAA
Messenger RNA from Kalmanozyma brasiliensis GHG001, 1353 nucleotides. Its product is annotated as NADH:cytochrome b5 reductase (CBR). The record is from RefSeq and is a predicted model, not a curated record. Lineage: Eukaryota; Fungi; Basidiomycota; Ustilaginomycetes; Ustilaginales. The coding region runs from base 1 to 1353 and encodes 450 amino acids. Gene Ontology annotation, molecular function: oxidoreductase activity. The transcript has a single exon.